AUACAUUUUUAAAUAUAUUUUUUAGUGGUAGUUAGCUUUCACUGUUUUAAGUCAGCGGAAUGUUAUCGUCCUUAUAUUAACUCCUGCUUGACUUUGUUUGUAAUUAUGAAAACAUGGCAGAAGAUUCCUGUACGUUACACGAAUGUGUAUUUACAGGAGAUGUAAGGAAACUGUCAGCUCUGUUACGAACAAAUGACGUUUCUAAAAAAGAUAAGCAUGGGAACACAGCAUUGCACUUGGCAGUUAUGCUGGGAAGGAAAGAGUGCGUGCAUCUGCUGUUGGCGCACGGAGCCCCGGUCAAAGUGAAGAACCUCGCUGGGUGGAGCCCCCUUGCGGAGGCGAUCAGCUAUGGCGAUCGCCAGACAAUCUCGUCGCUGGUGCGCAAGCUGAAGCAGCAGGCGCGGGAGCAGAUGGAGGAGCGGAGGCCGAACCUGGUGGCCGCCCUCAACCAGAUGGGGGACUUCUACAUGGAGCUCAAGUGGGACUUCCAGAGCUGGGUCCCGCUGGUGUCUCGUAUCCUACCGUCCGACAUCUGCAGGAUACACAAGCGUGGUUCCUCUAUCCGCUUGGACACCACGCUGGUCGACUUCAACGACAUGCGGUGGGAGCGCGGGGACAUCAGCUUCCUGUUCAUGGGCGAUCGCAAGCCCAACCAGUCGUUGAUCGUGCUCGACAACAAAGCUCAGCUCUACCAGCGAGUGCGAUACGAGGAAACGGAAAUGGAGAUUGAAGAUGAAGUGGACAUUUUAAUGAGUAGCGACAUAAUGGCUGCCCAAAUGUCCACCAAGUCCAUCACCUUCACCCGGGCCCAGACUGGUUGGAUAUUCCGUGAGGAUAGAAAGGAAAUGGUGGGGCCGUUCCAGGCGGACUUCUAUGUGAUAAACGGCAUGGUUCUGGAGUCGCGCAAGAGGCGGGAACAUCUCUCGGAGGAGGACCUGCAGAAGAACAAGGCGAUAAUGGAGAGCUUCACCAAGGGCAGCACGCAGGGGUUCGACAACAACGGCGAGCCGGUGAGGCGGCAGUCGCUGACCCCGCCUCCGGAGAGCCGGGUGUCGUGGCAGGAGUACCUGGCGGCGGAGCCCGGGGGCCAUGCCCCGCUGGGCCGCGGCAUGGUGUACAAGGAGACCAGCAAGGGCUUCAAGGCCACCGUGGCGAUGAGCCCUGACUUCCCGUUAUCUGUCGACAUGCUGCUCAAUGUGCUGGAGGUGAUCGCCCCUUUCAAGCACUUCAGCAAACUGCGUGAGUUCGUCCAGAUGAAGCUACCUCCAGGUUUCCCCGUUAAAAUAGAUAUUCCUAUCCUGCCGACUGUAACGGCCAAGAUCACAUUCCAGGAGUUUGCGUUCCGAAAUGAUAUCAAACCGGAACUUUUCGAGAUACCAGCAAACUACGUAGAAGACCCCACAAGGUUUCCAGACUUAUGACGAUUCGACCACGUGAUGCUGGUCGAGAUAGGCUACCGCUGCCCGCCGGCGCGGGGCGCCGGCAGCUGGCACGGCAAGGUGCGGCCGUGCCUCGCCCUCCUCGCCAGCCCCCCGCGGAGCGGGCGCGGCGGGGGCCGCCGCCACAAGGGCUCCGCCCCCCAGCUGGUCGCGCUGGAGUUCCCCCUCACCCUCCACCUGGGCAGCAUCUACUCCAGCCACUGCGUGCUGUACCUCGACGCCAACCCGCCCCCUUGAUGGCGGCACGGCCUCUUGCGCGGCCGCUGGCCCGCGUGAUGCUCCGUGCUGGCGUGCUGACGGCCUCUCCUCACCCAGACUCCUAACUUAAACUGAACGGCUUUAUUUACAUUGUAAAGACAAUCCUGGAGAUUUCUUUAAGUGGCUGGGCCAUUGCCCACUUUUGCUUUGCAUGGCACACAAUCUUCUAAAGUUACUACAAAAGAAUUAUAUAUACGUAUAUAAAUUAAUCAUUUUUUUAUAAUAAAUAAAAUUAUAAUCCAUCAUUGCAGCCUGAGCAAGUUGGAAUGAAAUAUCAAGCAACCAAAUAAAUUUGCCACAAAAGUAUCAGUACAUUAAGUAUAAACAGUUAUAUUAUUCUGCAUACUUUUUAAAGUACACGCUCACAAGACACUGAAAUAAUCGUUUAAUUUAAAAAUUUUUUUCAAUAUAAUGCAAGUCAAAUAUUCAGACAGAAUAAACCACGAAACAACCGUUACUCAUAUAUCCGUGCAAAUAACUGCAACCGCACACUAUUAGUCAUGAUUAACCCUUCUUGAUCACCUUCAAAAUUUUAAAAAUAAUCAAUUCAAACAUGCUUAUUUUUCCAUUGGGGCUUUAUAAAAACAGUGGCAUUUAUUUCCUGUGUUCGUCAGUUUGUGUAAUUACAGAAAAACAUGAAAUACAGUGAAACCUCGAUUCUACGUACACUCACGGUUCUCCAAAAUUUGUCCUUACGACCGAGUUGUACGUACGAACCAGCGAGGUCAAAUUACGACCAUUUGUGGCUAUCCACCCCCCCCCCCCCCCUUCAUUUUUCCCACAGCUGCUGCGGGAAAUGAAUUGCCGUUGCCAUGUCCUGCUGCCACGGGAAAUGACCUGCCGUUUCUAUAUAUUAUACUGAUGUAAUUUCGAUCGAAAUUUUAUCCUAUUCGUGCAGAAACAACACUUGUGCUAAUCAAACGUAAAAAUAAAAAAAAAACUCAACACUGAAGGCAGUGUCGUAAGCCCCGUGUUUACAUUUUUUUUAUAUUUUAUAUCAAUAAAAUAAUAAUUAACACACAAUAUAUUUGCUCAAAUAAAAAAAAUACCGUGGGUACUUUAAGUGUAGAUAAGAUUAGCUAGUAGACCUAAAAACAUAGUGAAAAACGUAACGUUUAUAAUCGGCAAUGAACAUUUUAAAUCGCAAAAUAUACCUAUUUUAUAACAUGAAAAGUUGCUUUUAUUUCUAAACAUGUAAUAAUUUAAGCCUAGGCGUGUAAAAGUCCGAUUAAUUAUAGCAGGAGACAAUCUAAAAUGCACGAGGGAAAAACGUAAACUCACGAAUAUAUAAACGUAAUGGGAAUGUCGGGAAUAUUACGUGGCUGCUGGUAAGUUCUGAUACUGUUUUUAUGUCACAACUUAGCCGAAAUACUGGUACGAGACAUAAACUUCACAAGAUAAAAUGAGCAGACUCUUGGUAACUGUUUUAUACGUAUUUUAUAAUUUCGGAAGUAUUGUACAGUUGAUGCAUAUUUUUUAAACUAACCAUUUAUUUCUGGGGAUCGUAAAUAAUUAAUUAUUGGUAUCAAGAAAUCAAGAUGAACGUAAACUUGAACAUGUCAAGGCAGCGAGAAAACUGGUGCGUAUACCAAUAAACUGGUAUUAGAUCUGGACAAAACUGGUACACGGGAGGUGGAGCUUAUUUUUUUUCCGCUAAGCUCGCAUCUAUUGGCUGGCUGCUGAUGGAAGGUCACGAGUCUGGGCGGAGCGUUGAGUGAGUUAUACUGCGCAUGCGCAGCUCAGCGAACAAAGAGAGCCAGCAGGCGGCUACGCCGCGCCGUAACAGCAUCUGACCGAGUACAAUGACCUUUCUCCGCGUACAGCGUGCUAUUGACGGUAAAUUUCCAUCAAUUUGCAGCCAUUUUUUUUUUUAAAUUUUUUACUGUGACACAUUUUGUAUGUAGCAUGUAUUUGUUAUAAACGCUGCAGGUUGAGACUGUAUUUUAAUAAACUUUAACGUAUUUCUUACAUUUUUCAUAUUUUUUAAACUUUUUUUUAAAUUAUAUGCCUCAUUUUUCACGGUUUCUGAAAAUCUGUACAUACGACCGAGGUGUACGUACGAACCGGGGGCCGUACAAGCGAGGUUUUACUGUACUUAUUUUUAUUAAUGCUACCCGUGAAGGCCCCCAUAUAUGAUCAGUCCGAACUACUGUGUAUGGGAACAGCAAUUCGCCAGUCCAAACAAUCAGUCCAUCAACUGAGUGUAGAAGCAGACAUCUUAGUUUGUAAUUAGGCCUGUGCGUAUAUUCAAAUUCCGAUCUGAAUAAUAAACUACAGUAGAACCCUGUUAUAACGAAUCUGAAGGGAGUAGUUUAUAUGUUCACUAUAGAGGGGAAACUUUAUAUCUGGGAAAACUUUUAUAUUGGCAAUACAUACUCAAAAGCAAAAUCUUAACUACACAUAGGCCUAAGCCAUGAAAAGAACGAAUGAAAAUACUCAAAGCAACAGUUUUAUGAGCAAAUGCAGAUAAUAUUUUUAAUGAACACUUUCUAUUACCUAAUGGUUCUUGGAAAUCGGCGUAUUAUCCUUUUUUCGGGCAUUUAAUACUCUGUGACGUUAUCGCAGCUUGAGAAAGAUUGUUCAGCUUGUUUAAUAUUGUACUUAAUGUGGAUGUUGCAAUUCCCAGUUCCUUUGCUAUUAACACGUGCGGGACAGUGGGGUUGGAGUCUCCCUUUUCAAUAAUGUCCAGUUUAUCUCGCACAGAUAAUGCCUUACGUUUUUUAACACGUUUUUCACCUUUUUUAUGUACGUAUUUCUUAUUGAAGCACAUUUGCAGCUUAAUAACACGUAAUUAUUUUUACCGUCAAAAGUAAAUAAACGAAAAAUAACGAGUCUGGUGCAUCAAAGAUUACAACGUAUCAUUUAGUAUCGCAGUUGCUAAAGCUGGAACGAAAUUUUCCCACUUUCUAUGGAAAAAUUUUGUCCACAGAGUUCUAUCUAGUGGUAGUCUUACGAACCUUACCCGAUCAAAAUGUCCGAAACGUGAACGAUAAAAAUGAGACGUAAAAAUAUUGAAUUUGCUGCUAUAAUGUACAUACGUAUUUGUGUGGCGGUAAUUUAUUUAUAAUUUUGAUAACAUAAUAAAUGUACACGUGUUCGCCCAUUCUUUAACUAUGCAGGGAAAACUAUUUUUUAUUUUCACCAAACUGAUCACCAUUUUUGGCUACACGUAGCCUACCGAGGCCACUCGAAUACGACUUGUUUAUAAUAUGAACAGUGGACAAUCGAGUAGCGUAUUGCUGAGAAAAACUUCAAUGUGAUCCAGAAGAGAUGUUUUGUGAAAAAACUUUUAAUUAUAUGAAAAUAUUUGAGAUAAAUGUGCAUUAUGUCGGCAAAAUUUGUUCGUGGUACACGGGAAAACGUAUCAACAUUGACAAAAGUUGUGCGCUAUAUACAAUAAAUUAAUACAUAACCUCAAAUCAUUUUGCCGGGACUGAGACGGAAAUUCACAAUAAACGGGAAUUCAUUAUAGGCGGGUUCACUAUAAACGGGUUCUACUGUAUUUGAUUCGACCUCAAACACUAACACUUCGAAAUAACGAAUAUUUGUUUGCAUACGACUACUUGUCAUAGUAUACCUCGUGAGUUUGUCAUGUACCAAUGUUCACUGGUGAGACUGUCAUUUGUGUGCCUUUUUUGAUUGUUAAUGGGACGUCAGAAUCAAAAACAUGAACAAUAAGUGACUUUUAAUCAUGCAACAAAAAUUAAAAGUUUUUUUCGCUACUGUCUCGCUAAAUAGUAACUGAAAUAAUCGCAUAAACAGUUAAAACACUGCAUUUUUGUCACAUUUCAAACGUGAAACCAAAACAAAAAAAAAUUAUUUGUAUUCUUUUCAUCACAUGCACUACAAGUGGGUAAAAAAUAAACAUCAACAACUAUGGACUACUACACCACAAAACACGUAUACUCCCAUUGAGAUAGACAUUAAAAGAAGUAGUAAUUGUCAUAGUAUUAAUGGCGUAUAAAUCGAUAGCCACAAUCAAUUUAACAUCAUGUGAUACAGUAGCAUCUUGCGAUAUAUAUCUAUGACGAAACAGACGUUGCAACACACAAGUGUAAAAAAAACAUAAAUAAUUGUUUAAAAUUACAAGUUAAAUUGAAAAGUUGUGUUUAUUUAUAAUAUUGCUGAACUAAAAUACCAAUUUCCUGAUGCCAGUCACUGAACACUCGGGAAUAACAAGAGUUUAAAUUAUGUAAAUACAAGCUUAUUCAAUCACUUUUUUGGGAAUACAGCAUUUAAAAAAAAAGAUUCAUGGUUUUUGUAAAAUAGAUUGCAAUGGAUUUCAUAAUAUUUCAUGAUUUGCGAAAAUUUUCUUGAAUAUGGCAGGUUGUUGAAAAUAAGGUGAAUAAGAACUGAAAUAAAAUGUUGGUUGGUUAUGUUAAUUUAUGUUAGCUGCAUGAUUAAAAAAAAACAUUUAUUUUAUAAUUUAAAUAUUUUAACAUACUUUUUCCAUAUAAUUAUUGAAGCUAACUUAACUUAACCAACCUUUUAUUUUUGUAUUAUUUGUAUAAUUUUCUAAAUUUUUACAUGACAUGAAAUUUUUUUUUUAGGGGGUUUCUUAUUCUCAUUGUUACUACCAAUUCAAAUUCAAUAUUUGUAUUUACGAAUAAUUUUAUAUUUUUCAAACUAAAAAAACUGAUGUUUGCUCAGGCCUAUAUAUAUAUAUAUAUAUAUAAUGUUUGGUUGUUUUUCUAUAUUUUUUAAUUUUUUAUAACUAAUAGUGCAACUGCAAUUGCAACAUCCAAAGUAUUCUUACAUAUUCUACAAUGAAAUUAUACAUUGAACAGCAGCAGUGGCCACAAGGCUCUUCGUGUGUGGGGCCUUUUAGACAUUAUGUACACUAGACCCCUAAUUUUACGAAUGCAGAUUUAACGAAGGUAAUGAUUUUACGACUACGUUCUCAAAAACCGUUGAAACAUCUGAAAAUUUGACACCAAUAAUACAUGAUCAGAAAAAAUUUGAAGGGAAAAAAAUUACAAUAAAAGCUUAUUAAAUUUGUUGUUAUUUUCUAAUGCACAACGUAGGUAUAUUUUGUGUGGGCUUUAAUAUUCUAAAUUAGGUUAAUUAGGCUUUAAUACUCUAAAUUGAAUUAUUUGAGUUAAAAUUAAUAAGAUUUUGCAGUACAAAUACGGUCUUGUACAGAGUUUCUUGUCGAUUUUGUCAAGCAGUGUGGUGUGCAGUCCCAGCAAACACAUGCUCCAUCGUACAGUAGUUGCAAUUGUUACAAGAUAGUUAUUUCCUGAUUAUUUACUUACAUUAAAACUGUCAAUUUGGGUUCUGAUUCAUUUGAUAAAUAAUUGUUUAUUAAGUUAACACCUUUACUUAAAACUUAGGUUUUUUCAGCAUUCCUGUAGGUACUAUGUUUCCCAGAAUCUUUAAGAGUUGAAAUAUCAAGAAAUCAAAGUUCAAUACAUAUCUGUUCCACUUGAUUUGCAAGAUAAAUUAAUGUGAAAAAUAAUUGUAAUACCUUCUAUGCUAUUUGUUAGGUGUGCACACCAAAUAAUUUUAUGUCUUCUUUGAACUGGAGUAUUUUAAAAAUAUUGUGAUUGUGGAAAUGCUAAUUGACGUGUCUACAAAUUUGUGUGAGUAGUAUCAAAAUGUCUUUAGUUUUCCGCUCUAAAGUUAUUUCCAGCAUUAAAUGUUCAUAUUCGUCAGAGAUUCAGUGUGCCGAUCCAUGCCAGCAUCAGCAUCGUGAGGUUAAUCAUUGCCAGCCUAUCUGUCAAAUCGUUGGACGUCUCUCAAUCACUGUACCUAUGUUAUACGAACAUUCUGUCGAGUGACUGUUGUUUAGAUUGAACAAUGCACCCAUGUUAUGAAUGCAGUGAGAUCGAACAUCGUUUCCAUCCAAUGGUAAGAAAAUGAUCAAGUUUCACUCCAGCACACUUGAAGCACCUUGUAAAGCAGCGAAGAUCACAUGUAAACUUGUUAUUUUCUAGGUUUUGGUUUCAUAACCACGCUGAAAAUGAGACAGUCAUCUUUUUUUGUUCUAAGAACGUGAUUUCUAGUGUUCCUUGAAUGGGAAUUGAGUGUACACUUUGUAGUUUUAUAUUACGUUACGUAUUACAGUUUUUUUUAAAUUUGUGUGAUGGUUGUUUUGACUUCAAAAGUUGACCAUUCAUGUUCUGUAUCCAUGACUUGAAAGUAUUUUGUUGUUGGUCUAUAAAUAUGCCAAAGAAAAUUGUGAGAAAAAUUGAGCUGCACAUUUUUUUAUCCUGCAAGUUAACACAUCAGUGUUGUCACAGUGAGGUAGUAUUCUGUUUCCAUUGUAGAUUUUCCAGUGUAGAUAACUUGCAUACAUUUUCAUAUCCUGCAAAAUGUAAUUGGGCGAAUCCCCAUAAACAAUUUCUGACUUGUAGUGGGUACUCUUAAAGACUUGGAUGUUACUCAUGUGCUUGUAGCAUUGAGUUAUUGUUACAUCUGGAUAGAACAAAAAAAAAAAUCAAACAGUGGCAAUAUUUUGAUCAGUUAUGCUUUACAUCUAAGAUUAAAAAGAUUAUAAAUAUUGGAAUCUGAACCAUUGAGGACAAGAUUUCACAUUGGUGGUGAAACUGAAACUAACACAGUUUUUCCUCACUGUAAAAUAAUGUUUUUUUAAAAUACUUUGUAUGCAAACAAUUUUUUUCUUGAUUUGUGGAACCCCUACAAUUUUGGGCAUUUUAAUGGUUUAUUUUAUGCUGAGUUUUUAAAAAAUAAAUGAAUUAGAAAAAUUAAAUCUAAUAUUAUAGUCAUUGCUGAAGUUGAAGUCAAAGAUCAUUUAAAUAUAUUGCUACAUAUAGUAAAUGGUAAAAUCCAUUUAUAACUUUGAGUGCUUGAGUAAAGUGUUUUAUCAGCACGUCAUGCAUACCACAUCCUGAAUAAGAUAAUGUAGGAAACAUUAACAAGUUACCACUGAGAUACUUUUGAAAAUUUUUUUCAUCAUAGAUGCCACAUGGUGGUUUUGCGAUCUUGUGAGUUCAAAGUGGUGCAUUUAUUCUUGUCACCCUCAUUGUAAUAACUGUUAUAAAUAAGUUUUAAAAAUAAAGUCAUAUUGUGUGGGUCUUGGCUGAAUGCCAUUAAGUUGACUGACUGUUCUUGUGAAUGUGUAUGGCUUUAGGGAGGAAAAAAAAUAUGUGCUGCCAAUUUUUCUUGCAGACAGUAUUUGUUUAUAAUUGAUUCCUUUUGAGUAGAUUAUCGUAGAAUAAUUUUUGUACAUUGCGUUUUUUUUUUGUGUAUUUCUCAUUACACUGUCGAAGUGAAGAAAUCGACUUUGUUAUGUGUGUCGUCAGUGGAUGUGUGUCAUCAGUGGUGGAGGAAAUGUGAUAGUAAAACUAUAACCUUAUCAAUAAGUCUUACAUUCUUGUGGAUAUCCUGUUCAUUAGCACGCACCAACGUAGUUUGCAAGAUGAACAUUUUCGGUGUGGGGCCCGAGGUGACUGUUUCCUGACGCAGCGUUACUGCUGCUUGACUUAAGAUGCUUUGCGAGCUUACCUUCAGAGCACAACCUGAUUAUUUGUUUGUAGGAUGCUUGGUACCGUAUUAGUGCCACCCUUUUUUCGUUCGACAAAAAGUGGUAGAUUUUACAAUUAGCUUGUCAGUUGUGCAUCAACAUACUUUAAUUACUAUGUGACAAAUGGUGCUGAGUAUUUAAAAUACUUUUCAGCACCCGUUUUUUUUUUCUAAGUACAAGCUUUUAAACUGUUAAUAGGCAUGUUACAAUUAAAUAGAUGUAAAAGGUAUGAAACCACCAUUUUAGAAAUAACAGUGUAUAACAAAAUAAUUGGAAUUUUGUAGUUUACAUUUAUUUAUUUAUGUAUUAUAUGUUAUUGUGAAAUAUUUAACAACAGUCCUUCAACUGCCGGUGAGAGCAUAUCCAAGAUUCAUGCUGUUCCAAGUUUUGUAUGUGAUUUACAAUUCUCAUAAAUUAUGCACAUUCUUA
Messenger RNA from Bacillus rossius redtenbacheri, 9612 nucleotides. RefSeq names its product ankyrin repeat domain-containing protein 13C. Gene Ontology annotation, biological process: protein retention in ER lumen. The record is from RefSeq and is a predicted model, not a curated record. Bases 114 to 1421 code for a protein of 435 amino acids. The transcript has 11 exons. Gene Ontology annotation, cellular component: cytoplasm. NCBI's taxonomy places the organism in Eukaryota, Metazoa, Arthropoda, Insecta, Phasmatodea, Bacillidae. Gene Ontology annotation, molecular function: signaling receptor binding.